AGGGUGAUUUGGCAGAUUGUUUCUACAUCGUAGAGUCAGGACACGUUAAGAUCACUAUGAAGAGGAGCAAAUCGAAAAAUGACACUGAAGACGAGGAGGUGGAAAUCGCCACAUGCUCUAGAGGCCAGUAUUUUGGAGAGUUGGCGCUCGUCACUAACAAGCCACGGGCAGCUUCUGCAUAUGCCAUGGACAACGUCAAAUGCUUAGUAAUGGACGUGCAGGCGUUUGAGAGGUUAUUAGGCCCCUGCAUGGACAUCAUGAAACGAAACAUAGCCAAUUAUGAGGAGCAGCUGAUCACGCUCUUCAAGAGUCACAUCGCAAUAGAGGAGCCGAAUGCAUGAAAUCAAUUAAUCAAAAACAUCGCAAACUUAAAAUGCAAUGUGAAACGAUGAGAAAAUGGUAAGUAGAGGCCUGUCAUCAUGGUCAAGAAAUCAUGUUAACAUACUGUAGGUCAUAAGCUUGAAGUUAUUGUUUUGCAUUCACAGAUGUGAAACUCCGGUGUGUCAAUGAUAAUAGUUUUUUUUAGAUGUGAAAAGCCAAAUGUGAGUGCUUUCCUCCAGGGUUCUCAAGGUUUAUGGGAGAUUCCUCAUGGUUUUUUAGUUUGGGGAUUUGGUACCAGUGUGUUUAUCGAAAUUGUUCUCGUUUUUUAAACUUGGUUUGUGUUUCUUUCACAUGCUGCAUCUUUUACAGUGACGUCCACACAAAGACUGCAUUGUUAUGCCAUAUACAGCACAGUAAUAUGUUAAUUUAUUCUUUUAAAGCUAUACUUCUGAAUUUUUAAAUCUGCUGUUGAGCAUUUGUCAAUGUUUUCAGUGUUAUGCAAGUCAUUUUUACUGCGAGCCACUAUUUUUGACUAAACAUGAAUUCUGCAUCUGAGCUUCAUGAAUUGCAUCUUGAUGACGCCCGUUACAAAAAAUGUGAACAGUUACUUAAUGAAUUAUGGACUACAUGCCAGAGUUUAAAGUCAACAUGAAAACUAAAUUUAACAUUUACUUAGAGCACAUUAAUA
Messenger RNA from Sinocyclocheilus grahami, 1009 nucleotides. RefSeq names its product cAMP-dependent protein kinase type II-alpha regulatory subunit-like. Gene Ontology annotation, biological process: negative regulation of cAMP-dependent protein kinase activity. The transcript has 3 exons. Gene Ontology annotation, molecular function: cAMP-dependent protein kinase inhibitor activity; cAMP binding; protein kinase A catalytic subunit binding. The record is from RefSeq and is a predicted model, not a curated record. Gene Ontology annotation, cellular component: cytosol; cAMP-dependent protein kinase complex. NCBI's taxonomy places the organism in Eukaryota, Metazoa, Chordata, Actinopteri, Cypriniformes, Cyprinidae. Bases 57 to 341 code for a protein of 94 amino acids.